Messenger RNA from Populus trichocarpa (black cottonwood), 2325 nucleotides. Its product is annotated as cyclin-D1-1. Lineage: Eukaryota; Viridiplantae; Streptophyta; Magnoliopsida; Malpighiales; Salicaceae. The coding region runs from base 359 to 1345 and encodes 328 amino acids. The record is from RefSeq and is a predicted model, not a curated record. The transcript has 6 exons. Gene Ontology annotation, cellular component: cyclin-dependent protein kinase holoenzyme complex; cytoplasm; nucleus. Gene Ontology annotation, molecular function: cyclin-dependent protein serine/threonine kinase regulator activity. Gene Ontology annotation, biological process: regulation of cyclin-dependent protein serine/threonine kinase activity; mitotic cell cycle phase transition.
CUACCAGGUCGCUUCACCUCCGUUCUUGAAAUGGAAAAUCAAUUUUCCCGGUAAAACAAAGAACCCCACACUGUCUUACCUUCUCUCCCCUUUCCUUCAUUAAUCUACUUCCACUCUAAAAUAUAUAAAAACAAAAAGAAAAGCAAAAAAAAUUUGCAUCCCUUGAUAUUUAUAUGGCUACAACACCAAACACUGAUGGACAUCCCUCCUCCAUCUCUCUCCUAGCUCAACUUCGAAAGCCUCUCUAGCUUAGCCCUUCACUACACAAGAGCAUCCCGAUCACUACCCGGUGGAGUCUCCGGCCAUCAUCGCGGCAAGAUGAGAGGAGAAUGAGAAACUAUUAUCAUCAAAGGCUGCGAUGUCCUACUCUGAUUGCUUAUCAGACCUUCUCUGCGGCGAGGACUCCUCCGAUAUAUUCUCCGGCGAGUCGCCGGAAUGCUCGUCGGACCUUGAAUCGCAUGACUUUGUAGAAGAAUCGUCCAUUGCUGGUUUCAUUGAAGAUGAAAGGAACUUCGUGCCUGGUUACGAUUAUUUUUCUCGGUUUCAAUCCCAGUCUCUCGAUGCUUCCGCUCGAGAACAAUCUGUUGCAUGGAUUCUCAAGGUGCAAGCAUGCUAUGGAUUCCAGCCAUUAACGGCGUAUCUCUCUGUCAAUUACUUGGAUCGCUUCCUGUAUUCUCGCCGAUUACCGCAAACCGACGGGUGGCCAUUGCAGCUCUUAUCUGUUGCUUGCUUAUCAUUGGCUGCUAAAAUGGAGGAACCUCUGGUUCCUUCUCUAUUGGAUCUCCAGGUUGAAGGUGCCAAAUAUAUCUUUGAACCAAGAACAAUUCGGAGGAUGGAACUUCUGGUUCUCGGCGUUUUAGAUUGGAGGCUAAGAUCUAUAACGCCAUUUAGUUUUACAGGUUUCUUUGCAUGCAAGCUCGAUCCAGCAGGAGCCUAUACUGGGUUUCUGAUUUCAAGGGCUACGGAAAUCAUUUUAUCGAAUAUCAAAGAGGCGAGCUUUCUUGAGUAUAGGCCAUCCAGCAUUGCUGCGGCAGCGAUACUUUGUGCAGCCAAUGACAUUCCAAACUUGUCUCUUGUUAAUCCUGAACAUGCUGAAUCAUGGUGUGAUGGGCUAAGCAAAGAUAAAAUAAUCAGCUGCUACCGGCUAAUGCAAGAUCUUGUGCUUGACGAUAGCCGGCGGAAAUCCACAAAAGUCUUGCUACCUCGACUUCGAGUAACAAUUCGGGCCAGAAUGAGGUCCAGUGGCAGUGACUCGUCAUCCUCUUCUUCGUCAUCAUCUUAUAAAAAGAGAAAACUAAAUAACUGCUUAUGGGUAGUAGAUGAUGACAAAGGAAAUUCCGAGUGAGGGGGGAGAGCAAUAAAACCAAGAAGAGUGGUUGUGGGGGGGAUGUUAAAAUAAAAGAAAGGUGGUCCAACUUAUAUGAAAUCCUCAAAUAUUUUCUUCGAGGGGUUGGAGAAAGAAUUGACUUGAGUGAUGUAGAUUAUAUAUUUAGUGUAUAUAGGUUUGGAUAUGGGAGAGUUUGGUAUGGAGAAUUUUUUAUUUUUUUAGUGGGCUUUGCCAUUCAUCAUUUAAAUGGCAUUGCAGAUUCCCAAGGGAAGGGAAUUCGUUACAUUAAUAUUUUUGUGUGAGAAAGUGAAUGAAGGAAGGAAAGAGAGAAAUAAAAAGCUUCUGUUUAAUAUUAUAUCGUGGAGUCAUGGAGUGUUUAAGAAGUGGGGUGCCGAAAUUCAAUGGCAGCAUUGAUUUUUGAAUGGAAGCGAAGGAGAUGGCGGGGCCCUGGGCAUUAAGCUUCGCGGAAAAGGAGGCAAAGAAAAAUCAAAAUGGUUUGCAGAAGAAGGGAUAGAAGCUGAACCUCUCAUCUUUGGCCGCAAUUAUUGCCUUGCUUCAACGAGAUGCAUGCAUUUCUUUUGAUGGCAUGGCAUGGCAUGGCAUGGAAGGAAAUAACAUGACUCCCAAAAUGAAUUCCGACACAUGUUGAUAUGUUUAUAGAUUUUCAGAGAGUGGUUUGUGUGUCCAUGCUCUAGCUAGGUGCAUGCCACACAAGUGUGUAUGUGUGCUUUUUUGGCGGGAAUUGCCUCUUCUGAUGGCCUCGAUCCACCUUGGCCUAACCAUACCAUAGACUUUGUCCACGUGUGUGGCCGUUACACGCGUGUACACUUUUUUAUUUUUAUUUUUUAUAUUUUUUUUUGUCUGAGAUGGGAAAAUUAAUACCUGUUUCAGGGCCUGAGUUUAGGCUCGACAAUACGAAGGGUCUUUGGGGCCUUUCAAGCGUGUUUGUAUCCGAUUUUGAUCGAUAUAAUAAUCUAAUAAAUUUUUUUGCUCUUUGA